CUCCCAAUGCUCAAACUCGACAGCUGCUACGAUUGAACAGCAUGUUCCGUUCUUCCGCAUUCAAGUCCAUUAUUAGCUGACAUUUUAAGCGCAAAAAUAUAAAUGUAUAGAUUAACGUACGUGUGAAGAUAAGAAGCAGUGUGUGGUUAUCAAGGUGUCCAGACAGAACCGUUUUAAUGCGGAUAUAUGGAGCACGCAGAGUCAACACAGAAAUAGACGAGUGUCACGACCACAGAGAAACCCAUGGCUUCGGCUCAACCUCCAAACUUCUCCUGGGUGGACCCCGGUAAAGUGGCCGGUCUGGCGAUGCCGCGGAUGACGGCGCACUAUCAGUACCUGCUGAAUAACGGGAUCAAACACCUGGUGACCCUGACCGAGCGAAAACCACCUGACCACGACACCUGUCCAGACCUCACCCUCCACCACAUCAAGAUAAUCGACUUCUGUCCGCCUACAUUUGAGCAGAUCAACAGAUUCCUGACCAUAGUGGAGGAGGCCAAUGCCAGCGGACAGGCUGUCGCGGUGCACUGUUUGCAUGGUUUUGGACGUACGGGGACGAUGCUUGCCUGCUACCUGGUGAAGAGCAGGAAAAUCAGCGGAAUCGAUGCUAUUAAUGAAAUAAGACGAAUCCGCCGAGGGUCCAUCGAAACCAGAGAGCAGGAACAAAUGAUUGUGCAGUUUUAUCAGCAAAACAAAGUGUGAAACAAGAAGAUUUAAAAUCAUUUAUUUUUGUGAUGCAGAUGUACAUGAAUGAUAUAAUGUAAGCAAUAAAGACUUAUUUAUUUCCAA
Messenger RNA from Danio rerio (zebrafish), 789 nucleotides. RefSeq names its product dual specificity phosphatase 23b (gene dusp23b). The record is from RefSeq and is marked provisional. Lineage: Eukaryota; Metazoa; Chordata; Actinopteri; Cypriniformes; Danionidae. Gene Ontology annotation, cellular component: cytosol; nucleus. Gene Ontology annotation, molecular function: protein tyrosine/serine/threonine phosphatase activity; protein serine/threonine phosphatase activity; phosphatase activity.